GGCGGCGGCGGCGGGGCAGGCUAGGCAGCCGAGGCGAGUGGAAGAUGGCGGCGGAGCGGAGUCCGCUCCCCGAUGGGCUCGCCGGUGCCGGCCUGUAUGUUUGCGCCGGAACCCAGCCCCCGGGGCGCGCCCGCGCCGCGGCCGCGCCGCGCCCGCCCUCCACACGGGCUUCGACUCGGACUGCAGCGAGGACGGGAGGCGCUCACGGCGAGCCCGAGCUGGACCUCACCAGCAAGCUGGUGCUAGUAAGCCCAACAUCAGAGCAGUAGACAGCCUCCUCCGGCAGAUGUGGGAGAGGAUGGACGAGGGAUGCGGAGAGACCAUAUAUGUCAUUGGGGCAGGGAUCAGAUGGGACUGAGUAUGGGCUGAGUGAGGCAGACAUGGAAGCCUCGUAUGCCACUGUGAAGAGCAUGGCCGAGCAGAUGGAGGCGGACGUCAUCCUCCUCCGGGAACACCAGGAGGCCGGUGGCCGAGUGCGGGACUACUUGGUCCGGAAGCGGGUCGGGGACAACGACUUCCUGGAGGUCAGGGUCGCUGUGGUGGGCAACGUGGAUGCAGGGAAGAGCACGCUUCUGGGGGUCCUGACGCACGGAGAGCUGGACAAUGGCCGUGGCUUUGCUCGGCAGAAGCUCUUCCGACACAAGCAUGAGAUGGAGUCUGGCCGCACCAGCAGUGUGGGCAAUGAUAUCCUGGGCUUCGACAGUGAGGGCAAUGUGGUCAAUAAGCCCGACAGCCACGGGGGCAGCCUUGAGUGGACCAAGAUCUGCGAAAAGUCCACCAAGGUCAUCACCUUCAUAGACUUGGCUGGUCAUGAGAAAUACUUGAAGACCACUGUGUUUGGCAUGACCGGCCACCUACCCGACUUUUGCAUGCUCAUGGUGGGCAGCAAUGCUGGGAUCGUGGGCAUGACCAAGGAGCACCUGGGCUUGGCACUGGCCCUCAACGUUCCCGUCUUCGUUGUGGUCACUAAGAUUGACAUGUGUCCUGCCAACAUCCUGCAAGAGACCCUGAAGCUGUUGCAGCGCCUGCUGAAGUCUCCGGGCUGCCGCAAGAUCCCUGUGCUGGUGCAGAGCAAGGACGAUGUGAUCGUGACUGCAUCCAACUUCAGCUCUGAGAGGAUGUGCCCCAUAUUCCAGAUCUCCAACGUCACAGGAGAGAACCUGGACCUGCUCAAAAUGUUUCUGAACCUGCUCUCCCCACGCACCAGCUACCGGGAGGACGAGCCCGCCGAGUUCCAGAUUGAUGACACGUACUCUGUGCCGGGCGUGGGGACGGUGGUGUCAGGAACCACGCUGAGGGGCCUGAUCAAGCUGAAUGACACAUUGCUGCUGGGCCCCGACCCCCUGGGCAACUUCCUGUCCAUCGCGGUGAAGUCUAUCCACCGCAAGAGGAUGCCGGUGAAGGAGGUGCGCGGGGGCCAGACAGCCUCCUUUGCUCUGAAGAAGAUUAAGCGCUCGUCCAUCCGGAAAGGCAUGGUCAUGGUGUCUCCACGCCUGAAUCCCCAGGCUUCCUGGGAGUUUGAGGCCGAGAUCCUGGUUCUCCACCACCCCACGACGAUCAGCCCGCGAUACCAAGCGAUGGUGCAUUGUGGGAGCAUCCGGCAGACUGCCACCAUCUUGAGCAUGGACAAAGACUGUCUGCGCACUGGGGACAAGGCCACAGUUCACUUUCGCUUCAUCAAGACGCCCGAGUACCUGCACAUAGACCAGAGGCUGGUGUUCCGCGAGGGCCGCACUAAAGCCGUGGGCACCAUCACCAAGCUCCUCCAGACGACCAACAACUCCCCAAUGAACGCCAAACCCCAGCAGAUCAAGAUGCAGUCGACAAAAAAGGGGCCCCUGACAAAACGAGAUGAGGGGGGGCUGCCUAGUGGGCUGUCAGCGGGAGGACCUCCUGGAGAAGAAGCCUCCCCGACAGGGGCCGCCCAGCCCACCCCUACCGGCAUCCUCCAGACACAGGCCACCCAGGAUGAAGAGCCCCCUGGUCGUGAGGGCACCAAGCCCAAGCCCAGCAGUGGGGGCCGUCGACGGGGAGGUCAGCGGCACAAAGUGAAGUCCCAGGGGGCCUGCGUGAUGCCGGCCAGCGGCUGCUGAGCCCCCCCCCCCCCCCCCCAGCCUUCCCUGGAAUCCUUCUGUCCCCCACCUCCCGUCUGAAAGAGGAAGGACAACAGCUGUCGCCACACAACCCCGCACCCCCUCCGCCUCUCCACCCCAGCGUUGCCCCUGGGAUUGUAAUUUAUAAGCUCAAGAAGGGGGCCAGAGGAGCGUGGGACUGAGCAGCCCCCACUUUCCUCCUGGUCCCUCUGCCCUCCCUUUCCCUGACACAUUUUUGUACAUCUUGGGCCCUUAGUUUUUAUUCCUUUUUAUUAUAUAUAUAAAUAUAUAUAUAUAUCUAUAGUGUGUGUGUAUGUGCAUGUGUGUGCGUGUGUGUAUGUGCGUGUGCGUGUGUGUGUGUGUGCGUGUGUGCGUGUGUGUGUGUGUGUGUGUGUGUGUGUGUGUGUGUGUGUGUGUGUGUGAAGAUGAAGGUGGCUGGACCAGGUAGCAAGCCCAUGUCUCCUCUCCCCCUCGCCUCGGCCAUUGACCUAUAACCAUCCUCAGGGGUUCUCUGAUUUAUGGGCCUUGAGGCGGGAUGGGGAGAGGCGGGAGACACCGCACUCUUUGCCCCUUAGAUUGCCUCUCCUUCCUUGUUGGGACCCUCCCCACCCCCCUUCUGAAGAGCAGGGCAGCAAGAAUGGCCCCUGGGUGGGGAGAGGCCCCUCUGGGGCCCCAAAGCAGGGGCCUUCCAGCCCUUCACUUGUGCUCUCUUCAGUGGGGGCCAGAAUGGAAGGGAUGGCCUCCCCUUCACCUCUUUAACUCUUUCUAGUACCCCUUUCCCUGAAAAGGAGUGCUCCAAGCGCUUAAUUUUUCAUCAGUAGAUUGGAGGGCUUCAGAUUGGCCUCAUGCCCACUCAACUUGCCACAGAUGGCUUUCUGUUUUUUCCCUCUGAAGACAAUCUCCCCUCUUCCUUCCUCCUUGUCCCAGCUCAGCAGCCCCAGAGUGAGCCCACCCUCCAGUCCUGGGGUGUGGUACAUCCCUUGGAGUUGGCUGUAGCUUUGGGGAGUCUGGAGAAGUCCUCUCUUCCCCCUUUCACUCAGGCCUAGAGGAUGGACCUUCAGCUUGCUCAGGAUCAUGCUUAUGAAGUUCCCUGCGGGCGAGGGGACCCCCCCUCCCCAAAUGGAAGCAGCUGCUUCCAUCGCUCUCCUGAGCCAUCCCAGCUGCCCUUCCACCCUUCCCACCAGCCCCCCCCAUCAUGGCCGCUACUGGAGUGUAGGGAUGUGCCCAGCAAGCGGAUUUGGAAUCUCUGGGUGCUGAGGGUGAGUGGACAGGGUUCUCCCAGGCUUGACUUCUGUACUUCAAAGAUGCCCAGGCUGGGUGUGGGGCCAGUUAGGGUGGCAGCCUCAGCAUGCACUUGCUUAUUCUUCCCUUUGGGAGCCCCCACAGCCCAGGUCUGUGCCCUGUCCCAGCCAGGACCUCCCUUAGCCUCUCCCUCUCUUUCUACCCAAAGACAAGGCCCCUUCCCCAGCUCCUGCCCCCAGGUGUUUCCCCUGGUUGUUACUGACCAGCAUUUAUGGACCGGCCAGACUGACAUCCAAAAUAAAAGUGUGUUCCAAGUUGAA
Messenger RNA from Dromiciops gliroides (monito del monte), 3655 nucleotides. It is a transcript of the gene GTPBP1, whose product is annotated as GTP binding protein 1. The record is from RefSeq and is a predicted model, not a curated record. NCBI's taxonomy places the organism in Eukaryota, Metazoa, Chordata, Mammalia, Microbiotheria, Microbiotheriidae. Gene Ontology annotation, biological process: translational elongation. Gene Ontology annotation, molecular function: translation elongation factor activity; GTPase activity; GTP binding.